This is a messenger RNA of Gadus chalcogrammus (walleye pollock), 2744 nucleotides long. It is a transcript of the gene pstpip1a, whose product is annotated as proline-serine-threonine phosphatase interacting protein 1a. Gene Ontology annotation, cellular component: plasma membrane; actin filament; cytoplasm. The transcript has 15 exons. Gene Ontology annotation, biological process: actin filament polymerization. Lineage: Eukaryota; Metazoa; Chordata; Actinopteri; Gadiformes; Gadidae. The record is from RefSeq and is a predicted model, not a curated record. The coding region runs from base 59 to 1321 and encodes 420 amino acids. Gene Ontology annotation, molecular function: actin filament binding.
GCAUAGUGAACUCGACUGAGGGACCGUUCAAAGGGACUAUUAUCUACCGGCUGUUAAAAUGGCUUUACAAUUCAAAGAUGUCUUUUGGGGAGUGGACUUCAUCAGCAACAUGGGAUAUGAAGCCAUAAUUCAGAGACUUUGUGAUGGCCGACGGACAUGCAAGGACGUUGAAGAACUGCUGAAGAUGAGGGCAUCCGCAGAAGAGAAAUAUGGAAAGGAAUUGGUCACUAUCGCGAGGAAAACUGGAGGCAUUUAUGAAAUCAACACCUUAAGAAAAUCCUUUGAUGAAGUGAAAACACAAAUUGAGAGGAUUGGUCUCUUUCACCUCCACCUCUCUGGGAUGCUGAAGGAGGAGGCGAAGAGCAUGGAGACACACAGAGAGCAGCAGAAAGAGCAGAAGAAGAAGUUGGAAUUACUCAUGGACAAGGUCCAGAAAACAAAAGUAUGCCUGUUUAAAAAAACAAUGGAGUCCAAAAAAUCCUAUGAGCAGCGAUGCAAAGAGGCUGACGAGGCCGAGCAGGCGGCUGUCAAGAUUGGCAAUGCUGCUGCAGCCACAGCCACACCCAAACAGACAGAAAAGCUACAGAACAAAUCAAAGCAGUGCAGGGAAGUGGCAGAAGAAGCUGAGAAACAAUACGUUUCAAACAUCGAACAGCUUGACAAGAUUCGUCAAGAAUGGGAAUUGACACAUGUGACUACGUGUGAGGCUUUCCAGCAGAUGGAAGAGGAGCGCAUCACCUUUGUAAGGAAUGCCUUCUGGAUUCACAGCAAUCAACUGUCCUUGCAAUGCGUCAAAGAUGAUGAGUGUUACGAGGAUUUGAGGAUCACACUGGAAAAGUGUGCCAUCGUUGAAGACAACGACUGCUUUAUGGACAUGAAACGCACAGGGCCAAAUCCACCUGCCCCAAUCCAAUUUGAGAAUUACUACGAAAGGCAAACAGCAGACAACGGCGAUCCUGCUGGCUUUGUUGGCGUCAUGAAAAGGUUCACAACUCUACUGCAAGGGAGCGCUCUGUGUUCCCCGAAAACAAACGGCAUUGAGCCAGUGACGCAGUCUAAAGAAGAUGCAGAAGGUGUAUAUGCCUCGAUUCCAGGAUUUCCAAAAGAGCCGACGAGCGCAGAGUUGAGCGGGGAGUUGAGCGGAGAGUUCAGCGAGCAGUUCAAGGCUCUGUACGACUACGUGGCUCAGGGGGAAGACGAGCUGUCGAUGGCGGCCGGGGAUGUGGUGGUGGUGAUCGAACAGGGCGACGACGGCUGGUGGACAGCGGAGAGGAACGGCCGCUCUGGACUGGUUCCAGGGUCUUAUCUCACCCAGGAAUGAGGUCAACUCAACUUGCUUUAUUCACGAAGGGCCAUGGUCUCUGAAGGGGAAGUGAGGCCGUUAUCGACUUUUUAUUGGAAAAAGGAAACGUUACAUUUCACAAUGUUGUGGUGUGUGUGCUUUAAAUAUGCUUUCCCUUUUUUAAUCUUUACUGACUCAAUAUUAUCAUGAUGUGUCUGCUUUAUCUGUGCGUUCUGGUUAUCCAAGUAUAAGAAAAAGUUAUUUAUUUGUGUUAUAGAUAUUGGUAUUAUUAUGCUUUACAUUGCUGUAUCCUCUUGCAGGUCUGCUGAUGUAUGUUGUUGACAAUGACCAUAUCAUGGCAAGUCGGGUUUUAACCGUCUAAUAUUAUCUUUUUGAGCGCAAAGCUUGGUUUUGUCAUUGUGCCAAAAUGUAUCUCUGUUAACAAUAUGUAUGGCGUACAAAUAAAAUCAGUUUGAGGCUUUCCUAAGGGGUUCCCCAUUGAUGAGUCCAUCAAGACAGGCAGAGAGUUGCACAUGAACACGCACACACAGACACACGCACACACGUUGAGCGUUCAAUGGUUACCAUUGUGAAGUGUGGUUGUGUUGCUGGUAAGCGUUUUACACACAGAGACUUUCCUACAUUUUAUUUACAUUCUUGUGUUUUCAAACGCUACAAGUCAGGAAAUUAAAUUCUACAGCUUUUAUUGGAAGGCUGAUGAAACAAACUAUAUGGACAAAAUACUAUACUUGUAUGCCCUCUAUGGAGAUAUAUUGAUACAAUAGUGUUCUUUGAGACAUGUUGAAGCAACAACGGAAACCACAAUUUCAAAAUAAUUUGUUCAAACUAAAUGAUUAGUUAAGACUAGUCUUACCUAGAAAUUAACACCUCACUCACCGUCAGUGAGACUGAAUGAUCCACACUUUACACUUUAAGAGGCCAAAAAAAAAGAAUGGUUCUCCCCUUUGGUUGUUGGAGAAUACAAUUCUAGACAGAAACCAACUCUAUUUGCAUGUUAAAAGGAGUGUGUUUGUAAGUGUAUGUACAACUUCUUCACCCAUAUGUUUCUCCGGUGAUGAGACGGUCAUAGUUCGAUGCAGGCCUUCUUUGACACAGAACGGCACAAGCACACAGAAUGCCCAGCAUCUGUAAAAGACAGACACAAAUCACAUCACAAGUUUUCUGUUUUGUUGAAUUCUAAUUACAUAGUUGAACCAAUCCAUAUGUAUAGUUAACUUGUAAAGAUGCCUCAAUGAAACUAGACACUCAACUUACAUACAAAAAAAUGCAGCAAAGUCAUGAAUGAUUAUUCCAAUCACAGGAUGGAAUAAACUGAGAUGAUAGCAGGAUGAGGAGAAACUAAUUAGAAUGAUGUCAUGUCAUUUCAAAAUGGACGUCUCUUUUUAGAACGUAUACAGCUUGUGUCUGCCGGUCAGUACAGGCAGAUGUUUAUAAGAGCCUA